Lodderomyces oxycetoniae is the source of this 750-nucleotide messenger RNA. It is a transcript of the gene OCA1, whose product is annotated as putative tyrosine protein phosphatase. Gene Ontology annotation, biological process: protein dephosphorylation. Lineage: Eukaryota; Fungi; Ascomycota; Pichiomycetes; Serinales; Debaryomycetaceae. The transcript has a single exon. The coding region runs from base 1 to 750 and encodes 249 amino acids. The record is from RefSeq and is a predicted model, not a curated record. Gene Ontology annotation, molecular function: phosphatase activity.
AUGACUACGGAACAACCUGUACCGAGAGACGAUCCUUUAAGAUCAGAUGUGAUUGACAGUGUUGCGGUAGAGACAGAUACAAGCCAGUCGCUGCAGGUACUCUAUCAACAAUACCAACAGAAGCAAAGCGCAGUACAAGAAGAUACGCCGCUGCAAACGUCAUCCACUAAUUUCCACAAGAUCACCGAACCGCCAACGCUACGAAUCAUUCCGCCAUUAAACUUUUGUCCUGUUGAAAAGCAAUUGUACCGCUCGGGCCAGCCAUCAAUGAUCAACCAAUCCUUCUUGAACCAACUCAAUCUCAAAACAAUUCUUUGGCUAGCUUCAGAAGAGCCAAAUGACGAGUUUUUAGACUAUUGCGCCGAGCAAAACAUUCAGGUUGAGUUUGUUACGGGGAUGACUGAUUUUGAAUACGACAAGUUACUGCAACAUCCCCAUCAUCAUCAUCAAAUAAACCCAUGGGAUUCUCUUAAUGAAUCAACAAUAACCAAGGCGCUUGAGCUAAUCAUGGAUAAAGGGAAUUACCCUAUGCUUGUAUGUUGUGGAAUGGGAAGACAUAGAACAGGUACAGUGAUUGGGUGUUUGAGAAGACUACAAGGUUGGAAUCUAGCUAGUGUGAGUGAAGAGUAUAGAAGAUUUACCGGAUCUAGAGGAGGAAGAAUUUUGGUUGAAUUGUUGAUUGAAGGGUUCGAUGUGGGAAGUGUAAGGAUUGAUAUUGAGAAAGCGCCGGAGUGGUUGAGAAUGAAGUAA